AUGGGCGACACACAGAAGGGCAAGCUUCAUCAGGAAAGUCCUGUGAGAGCAGAACUCCAUCUGUUCGCCUCCAGAAAGCUCACGGGAGAUACCCUCCAGGACGCCGAUCAAAGACAGGACCGCAAGCAGGAGCUGGAGACAGAAAGUGAGGUGGAGACAUCUUUUGGAAAGAGACAGGGAAUGGUAACUUCCUGUGGGAUGGAAGUCUGGGAGUGUGAGGACAGUGGUAGAGCCCACAUCAGCAAGGUUAUCCUUGCAGGGGACAAGCCAGACUCACCCAUGUGUGGGAACGGUGCUAUUUGGAUUCAGCAGGUGGAAGAGAAAAGCUACGAGUGUCCUGAGUGUGGGAAGAGCUUCAGCCGGAGCUCGUACCUGAGCCAGCACCAGAGGAUCCACCUGGCAGAGAAACCCUUCAGCUGCUCUGAAUGUGGGAAGAGUUUCACCCGCAACUCGGACCUGAUCAAACACCAGCGGAUCCACACUGGUGAGAAGCCCUACCAGUGCAACGAGUGUGAGAAGACCUUCAGCCAGCGGUCCAAUGUGAUCAGGCACCAGCGGACCCACACAGGAGAGAGACACUACCAAUGCAACGAAUGCGGGAAGAGCUUCAGCCAGAACUCACAUCUCAUCGUCCACCAGCGAAGCCACAAGGGUGAGAAACCCUUUAAUUGCCCCCGGUGUGAGAAAAGCUUCAGCGACCGUUCCUCUCUGAUCAUACACCGGAGAGUCCACACUGGAGAGAAGCCCCACAAGUGCCAGGAGUGCGGGAAGCGUUUCCGGGACAGCUCGGCCAUCAUUCGGCAUCAGAGGAUCCACACGGGAGAGAAACCGUAUGAGUGCACUGAGUGUGGGAAAACCUUCCGGCAGAGCUCCUCACUGGUGACCCACAUGCGAACACACACGGGCGAGAAGCCCUACAAGUGCCCCGUGUGCGGGAAAGGCUUUAGCCAGAGCUCGGCGCUCACCACUCAUCGCCGGAUCCACGGAGGGAAGGCCUUGCCCACGUACCAUGGCGGCCUCCUGCCCAACCUCUACCAGUGCAUUGAGUGUGGCCGGAGGUGCAGUGACCGCUCCACUCUGGCCAAGCACCAGACCACGCAUGCCGAGGAACGGCCCUACAUCUGUGUGGAGUGCGGGGACAGCUUCCGGCGGAGCUCGGCUCUCAACGUGCACCUGAGGAUCCACCGCGGGGAGAGACCCUACAAGUGUGAGGAGUGUGGAAAAACGUUCAGGCACAGCUCAGCCCUCGGUGCCCACCUGAGGAUCCAUGCAGGAGCCAAGCCCUACGAGUGUGGCGAGUGUGGGAAAAGCUUCCGGAAAAGCUCGACGCUUAAAGUGCAUUUGAAAAUCCAUGCAGCCAACAAACCGUAUAAAUGUACUGUGG
This is a messenger RNA of Cariama cristata (Red-legged seriema), 1384 nucleotides long. Its product is annotated as zinc finger protein 501-like. The transcript has a single exon. The record is from RefSeq and is a predicted model, not a curated record. Gene Ontology annotation, biological process: regulation of transcription by RNA polymerase II. Gene Ontology annotation, cellular component: nucleus. NCBI's taxonomy places the organism in Eukaryota, Metazoa, Chordata, Aves, Cariamiformes, Cariamidae. Gene Ontology annotation, molecular function: sequence-specific DNA binding; DNA-binding transcription factor activity, RNA polymerase II-specific. The annotation marks the transcript as partial.